This is a messenger RNA of Toxorhynchites rutilus septentrionalis, 2128 nucleotides long. RefSeq names its product diuretic hormone receptor-like. Gene Ontology annotation, biological process: adenylate cyclase-modulating G protein-coupled receptor signaling pathway; cell surface receptor signaling pathway. Lineage: Eukaryota; Metazoa; Arthropoda; Insecta; Diptera; Culicidae. Gene Ontology annotation, molecular function: G protein-coupled peptide receptor activity; diuretic hormone receptor activity; peptide hormone binding. The record is from RefSeq and is a predicted model, not a curated record. Gene Ontology annotation, cellular component: plasma membrane. The transcript has 6 exons. The coding region runs from base 1403 to 2128 and encodes 241 amino acids.
UACGAUGGCUUACAAAUUAUUCACAGUGAACCGUGCAUCGCAGGAUCAGAAUCAGUACACAUGUUCAAUCCAAAACAAUCUGUCGUCGGUCGAAUGCUGCACAAGAGCUAGGAAAACCGCCGACAUGACCGCUCGAAUCUUCUGACGUUGACGUCAAUUGCGUUAAUCGUUGCGAUCGAUCCAGUCGUAUCGCAUCACAUCGCGCUAGCAGUCCUAAUUUUUCCAAUCGCUCGUGUGUGUGCGCCUGGGUUAUUGAUUUACAUACACGCUCUGGACCACGCCAUUCAUAAUUUCGUUAGAAUCUCUCAGCUGAGGCACUUUCAAAUCGGAACAAAACAUAACUGUUCAAAUCAACGCUCUGCGGUAAACAAACGAUUCCAAACCACGGUGGGAUGAAAUGAUCGUUUGUUUUGUUGAGGAAUCUUCCGUCUUGUGUUUCGUUGAAAUGAUGCAACAUUUUAGUUGCUUUGCACCCACCGAGAGUUCGCGCGCGCUCUUGGCAAUCAAAAUCGCUGGCUGACCAGCUGUCUGUCUGUUUACCCAACACUUGUGGCCACAUACUUCAACACAUGUAUCAAUUACGCUUUUCAAUCGCGCACGGUGCCUGAGAACCUGAGAUCGCGGACCGCACCGCUUUGAGAAUCUCCUCCGAAGAAUAAAGUGCGCGUAUUAAAAUUGCUAGUGAGUGAUAACAGCUUUAGUGCCGCUCGUAUCAUAACAGCAUUCCGACGCGUUUCGCAACGCAGCGAGAACCGAGAACUGCUGGCUGGUGGCCGGGACCGCAAUCAUAAUGCAACCGCCGUUCUGCUUAUGACGACCAUCAGCGAGCCAAUAUUUAGUAUCUGCCACAGCGGAAUUUCACCGGAACGAGCGUCUGGUCAGCUCUGGACCAGAAGACGACAACGCGAGUGGCGUCUCGCCGCCGUUUGUGCGACACAUACUUCCUUCUUCGGCUCUUUAUCAGUGUGGUGUGUCUUAUCCAAACACCACAUUGCAGCGGAUCCUGAAAUAGCAAUAAUCGUGGAACCAAAUAAUCAUUAAACUCGAAUUACUACGGACCGGUGAACAGCCCCCCGUUCGUACGCGCUUGCUUCCCGCCGGCCUCGUAGGCGCUCUGUGCGAAGACGCGACUUUUCCUUGGUUUCGCGCCGCGUUCUGCGGCUUCGAUUCAGUUACGAUCGGAACUAAAGCGCGAUUAGUCUUUAAAUUUUCCCUCGCGACGUGUCGAUUGAAGAUUGGUUGUGUUUGGGUUCGUGGAAAAUUUUGUGCUGCUUGAGAGUGCCUAGGAAGGCAGGAAUCCUGUGAAUAUGAAACGUCCCACCAAGAAGACGCAAUCGUGAAAAGUGAUUAUUGAAUGUGUUGAAAGUGAGUGUCUUUGAAGCACAAUUUUUUGGUGGAAAAAAUGGGCGAAUCUGACUCGCAACAAGCGGACUACUGGUUUGCUUCCGGAAGUGGCGAUGGGCUGCCGAUGGACAGUUUGCUGUUCGAAGGGACGGAGAAUGAAUCCUCGGUGGUGGAUUGUUUUGUCCAGCGCCAAUCCGAGAAGCUACUGACGGACGUGGCUUGUCCAUCGUCCUUCGAUUCCAUAUCCUGCUGGCCACGAACACCACCGGGAACGUUGGCGAUUUUACCCUGUUUCUCGGAAUUCAAAGGAGUGCAAUACGACAGUUCACAAAAUGCCUCCCGGUAUUGCAACAUCGAUGGCACGUGGGACAACUACACGAACUACGAUGCGUGCCACCAUCUGCCCGAGCUAUCCGCCGUUUCGGAGUUCGAACCGGUCAUUGAACUGCCAACAUUAAUCUAUUUCGUAGGAUAUACCAUUAGUCUAGGGGCUCUGGUGCUCGCUGUCACCGUGCUGAUCUACUUUAAGGACUUACGAUGCCUCAGGAACACAAUUCAUGUCAAUCUUUUCUUGACUUACAUUAUGUCAUCCAGUUUAUGGAUUAUGAUACUCUCUCUACAGAUGACAACGAGGCAAGAAUUAGUCGGCUGUAUAUUUUUAGUCACGCUCUUUCAUUACUUCGCCACGACAAACUUCUUCUGGAUGCUGGUGGAAGGCAUGUUCCGAAUCAGUCUUUCUCUGACAAUCGUGUUCCGCCGAAGACAAAAGAGCUUAGACAACUGA